Psammomys obesus (fat sand rat) is the source of this 3448-nucleotide messenger RNA. RefSeq names its product SWT1 RNA endoribonuclease homolog (gene Swt1). Bases 118 to 2745 code for a protein of 875 amino acids. Lineage: Eukaryota; Metazoa; Chordata; Mammalia; Rodentia; Muridae. The transcript has 19 exons. Gene Ontology annotation, cellular component: nucleus. The record is from RefSeq and is a predicted model, not a curated record.
GUUUGGAAAGCCGCUUUUGGCAUCCGCCGGGGCCGGAGAGUCGCAGCUGUUGCCGCUGUGCCGCGGAUCCUGAUAUGGUGAUGUUAACAGUCUUUGGCCACCAUAUCUUAGCACAGGAUGCUGCUCUGUACUACCAGUGCCCAUAAGCUUGAAACUGUUUAUGACCAUAAGUUUUUCAAGAUGUCUACCAAAGAAUCCUGUGGGAAAGAAUAUCAGAAAAAACGGACCACCGCUUCAACUUUUGAUAAAAAACCAGAUGAUACAGACAUUCUAUAUUAUAAUACAGAGAGAAAACAAGGUCUGAAAAGAUUGAAUGUAGAAGUUGACAAGCCUAGAAAGAGACCAAAAUUCAGUUCCUCAACCCAUGUAGCAUCGUGUUCAAAUAAUAAUCAAAUUACUUCACAGAGUUGUACAUCAAAUGAAAUUGAAGAUACUAAACUUAACGAUAGUAAAUUGACGAAUACUGGAAGUAAGCCCGAUUAUGAAAUAAAAAAACAUAGCAACAUUAAAAUUACCAAAGGUGUGAAAUCUAAACCUGAAGGCCAGACAAAGGACAAGAAUUGGUCACAUUCACUUCUUCAGAAGAAGAUGAAAGAACUGAAAGAAAAGAACACAAAGCUUAAAGACAGUUCUGAAGAAUUGGAGAAGUGCAAGAAAAAUCAACUUCCUCAGAAUUAUAAUUUCAGCAAUAUCAAGGAACCAUUUGAAUCUGGAAGAAAGAAGAUCAGCUUCAAAAUUCCAAAAAAGUCCUCUAGCACCCUCCAGAAGCCUGUGGAAGAAAACAUCUUUAGUGUGGACUCUAGUAAGUCAAAGAUUAAGCAGGAGAUCAAGGAACGCUUGCACAGUUCCCAGAUGUCAUUAAGUCCGGCCACGCACAGAACUGAGAACUUGUUUCCAGGUUCAGCACAUAAGCAGACUGUUUGUGAGGGGAAAAGAAAAUACCAUUGCGAGCACCAAGAAAUGAAUGGUUCAGAUUCUAAGGAAAACUGUAUCCAGAGUUUUGAAACACCGUGUUCUUCAGUGUCAUCUGAGAAUAUCCAAGAUACAGAUGAAGAGAUGCAGAUAGUAGAAGAGCUCCAUGCUGCACGUGUGGGAAAAAGUGUGGAUUUACCUGUGGUUCCACCAUCUGGAGAGUUAAUGAGUAUGGAAAUUGACUUGGUAGAAGAUGAUGUACAUUCUUCUGCUGCAAAUACUGCCUCAGACAAAAAGCUUCUAAUUGUUAUUGACACAAAUAUUCUGAUGAAUCAUCUCAAAUUUGUUAAAAUUUUGAAGACGACAGAAAUACCAGGCUUUGAGACACUUGUGUUGAUAAUUCCCUGGGUGGUUAUGCAAGAGCUAGAUCGUAUGAAAGCAGGAAAAUUACUGAAACAUGUCCAGCAUAAAGCUGUACCCGCAAUUCAUUUUAUCAACGACAGCCUCAGAAAUCAAGAUAGAAAGCUGUGGGGUCAGCCAUUACAGCUGGCAUCGCAAAAACUUUAUGCAUUGAGUGAUGAGAACAAUGAUGAUCGAGUAUUAAAAUGCUGUCUUCAGUACCAGGAAUUAUUCCCGUGUUCUCUUGUUAUUCUGUGCACGGAUGAUAGAAAUUUAAGAAGUAAAAGCAUCAUAAGUGGUGUGAAGUCACUCAGUAAAGAAGAAUUGGAUGCAGAGAUACUAAAUUUAACUCUGAACACAGAUAUAUGUCUUCAGCCUGGUAUGUCUAAGCCACAGUUGAAAGCAGUAACGCCUGAAGCUAAUGAAGAGUCUACAAAUUCUGGAUUGUCCAUUAUACUUCAACACAUCAUAAAUGAUCUUGAAAAAUCUCUUGGGACAGCUUUAUCUUCAAUAUUAGAAACAGAAAUGAAAAUUGCUUUUGGAAAUCUUUGGAUGGAGGUGCUGUACUUGAAACCACCAUGGACUCUAAUAAAUCUACUACAGUGCUUUAAAAAACAUUGGCUGGCUGUAUUUGGAUUAGUUAUGGAAAAUAAGUUGCUUUUAACUAUUGAGAGCCUAUAUGAAAAUCUCUCUAAAGCUAAUGAUUCAGUGGAUUUUGCAACAGUGAAAUUUCUGCUUCAGGAUUCUAAAAGUUUGUUACAUGCUUUCAGUACAAGGUCAAACUAUGAUGGUAUUCUUCCCCAGACCUUUGCUCAAGUAAACAGACUCCUCCAAGUACUUGCAGAGGUCAAGACAAAACGUAAGCCAAGUACUUCAGAAAGCACAGUGAGUAAAGAGCAGGAAGACACUUCUUUGAUGAAGCUUCAUAACCAAGAAGUCACUGUUUUCUUGGAUUCUCCAGUUCACCAGCUUCCCCAGUUCACCAGGCAUCAAGAAAUCUGGUCUGUCCUGGAAAAUGUUUGGACUUCAAUAUAUCAGAACAGCACAGAUGUGUUUCAAAAACUGGACUCAAGUUCAACUCUGACCACUUCAAAACUAGCAUCAUUUAGAGAAGCAUUUGCAUAUCUUCAAAAGUUGAUGGCAGCUGUGAAGGAUAUUCUUGAAGGAAUUCAAAGGAUUUUGGCUCCUAAUAGUAGUUAUCAAGAUGUUGAGAUGCUCUAUAACUUCCUAAUCAAGUAUGAGGUAAACAAAAAUGUCAAAUUUACUGCCCAGGAACUUUAUGAUUGUGUUUCUCAGACUGAGUAUCGGGAAAAAUUAACCAUUGGAUGCCACCAGCUGAUUGAGAUGGAAUAUACCAUGCAGCAGUGCAGUGCGUCUGUGUAUAUGGAGGCCAAAAACAGAGGAUGGUGUGAAGACAUGCUCAACAAGACUUAAUAACAUCUCUUGAGUAACACACUAACUCUCAACCCUGAUUGCUCUUUUUUGAAGCGAAUCUAACAAGAAAAAUCUUUCAUAGAGACAAAAAAUGUUUUAUUGACCAUCUCAUUGAGUCCACUGUAAGGUAAACUGUAGACCCAGCUCUUCUGGAGGGAUAAUACUUCCUACCUCUAAGGAAAAGAGAGCCACCUUCUCAUGUUCCUGUGAAACGAUGGCAGCCCACAGCCUUAGCAUCUUUCCUAACUCUGAAUGUGGGCACAUGACCAGACACUGCCAAGCCCUAAGACUUAUGACCAUGCUGCCACAUUCCAUGAAUGGGCUGCUUUCAUGAACAAACUGUCAUUUAUAUAAAACUGGUGGGAAAGCUGCCACCUUCUUCAGGGAUAUGAAGUAGAACUUUGAGCUAACGCCUUCUCUGUAGCUGCUUUGGGAAUGUGUCGUUUUUCUGUGGGGAGGAGCCCCUCUGAGUUUUCCCCUUUAAUGUGAAGGAGUGUGGAUUUUGGGAAUUACACAGCAGUGGCUGCUGUUUGUCCCUGCCUAAGUCAAGUGUUUAAUUGACUUGGUUCCACAUGAAGUUGGAAAUCCUUGUUUACUGGAAUGUAUUAUGCUUUUGUUAAGAUUAGAUUAAAGCAAAUUUGAUAGUCUAUAAUAAAUGUUAAUUUAUUUUUAAGAUAGCAAUAAAUAACUUAUUUUAGUAAUA